ACGAGCAUUUAUAUUUUCAAAACAGGCGCGUGAGUCUCCCCGAAUGCGAAGGCUCCGAUCUCUGCCGGGCGACGCUCCGGAGUGUAAACAAGGGCGCCACAAGACUUGCAAAUUUCUGUGGAUGUAGUGACUUGGCAUAGACAGAAAAAUGGCUGCUGCAGUCUCCCUCAACAGUGAUCUGGUGACAAGAUCAGUCAACUUCCAUGGUCAUGCUCUUCUCAAACAACUUACGACUGACCACCCAAAAGAUAUUGCUAAACUAGAUCUAAAAGAGGUUAAUUAUGCUGCCUACAAAGCUCAUCUUUUAGAAUUUUGCAAUGAACGUAAAAUGCACACAAAGGAGCUCCAUGAUUUCAUUAGUAAGAAGGCUGAGCAUAUAUUUGUCUCCAGUGAGUUAUACCCAUGGGUGGAGGAAGAUAUGGAUGAAUAUGGAGUAAAAG
This is a messenger RNA of Penaeus vannamei (Pacific white shrimp), 440 nucleotides long. The record is from RefSeq and is a predicted model, not a curated record. Lineage: Eukaryota; Metazoa; Arthropoda; Malacostraca; Decapoda; Penaeidae.